Paramormyrops kingsleyae is the source of this 1781-nucleotide messenger RNA. RefSeq names its product interleukin-22 receptor subunit alpha-2-like. Gene Ontology annotation, cellular component: plasma membrane. Lineage: Eukaryota; Metazoa; Chordata; Actinopteri; Osteoglossiformes; Mormyridae. Gene Ontology annotation, biological process: cytokine-mediated signaling pathway. The record is from RefSeq and is a predicted model, not a curated record. Gene Ontology annotation, molecular function: cytokine receptor activity; protein binding.
UGCUUCCGGUCAGGGUCAUGACUCUCUACCCAGUUCCGCUUCCCGAAUGGAAAGAUGUCAGAUUGUAUUCGCCGUUGGGAAUUUACGGAUAGGGGGAUUUCUCCGCAAUCUAGGAUGUAGGCCUGAAUACGUAUCUGCGAGUUUUUUUUUUUAACCCAUAAGCUGAAAUAUGAUCACGCAUUAUAUGCUGUCAGUAUGUGUAUUUCUUAUACAGUGUCUGGUUGAAGGUUUUUCCCUGCCAAGGUUGGAGAAUGUAACAAUUGAUUCAUAUAAUUUACAUAAUGUGAUAAGUUGGAGUGCUCUACAGCCUUUGGACAAUACAACAUUAAAAUACGUGGUUCAGUAUAAACACAGGGACACUGAUGUUUGGAAGAAUUAUAAAGGCUGUGCUCCUACAGUGGACACCUAUUGCAGUUUUCUUCCUCAGCAUCCGUACGUUAACGUGACCCUGCGGGUCCAAGCUCAGGCUGGAAAUCAGACUUCGCCGUGGUCUCAGACUCAGCCAUUUAUGGGACACGUUCAGAGCCGACUGGGACAUCCAAACGUAACACUCACUCCUGUGGACCUCCACUCUUUGCAAAUUGAGAUUGACCCUGAUGCUAAUCUCAGAAAAUUGUACGGUGAUGCACUCAAGUAUAGAGUCCUCUAUGGAAAAGAGCAUGAAGCUUUUAGGACUCAAAGGGACUUGCCUUCCUCAGUGAUCAUUAAUUCCCUGGAGGCUGGGGUGAAGUACUGCUUUCAGGUGUACUACGUCAUUUACCCCGAUAUGAGACUGGGCAACAAUGCCAGCGAAUCGUGUGUCACCACUGAAGAGUCAGAAAAGGAGAGCAUGUUCCGAAUUGCGUGCCUGUCAGUUAUCGUUGUCGUCCUUUCGGGUGCAUUUAUAUCGGGAUGCAUCUUUGUGACUAUCCAAAACUACAGCAGAGUCAAAGACGCUCUGUGGCCUGACCUCAGUGCAGACCCGUGGAUUCAGGAGCAUGACUUCCCCAAAAUCCCUAAUGAUAGGUCCUACAACAACUACUCCGAGGAAACCUGGGACAGGGUCUCUCUGAUCAUAGAGAAUGACAAUUAUCAAGGAGAGGAAAGUUAAUUUGCACAGCCUGGAAACUACUGUAGUAUAAAGCACGUCCAGUUUUAAGAUUGCAUAAAGUGAAGACUUCUGAUGUGUUAAAUGUUAGUGUGUUAGUUGAGUAUUGUUUGGUAAUGUUAGACCAAGUCAAGUCUUGUGGUUUACCUGUGAGACUCAUGUUUGUUUGCCCAUGUUGCCAUCAAUGGUUGUCAUGCCAAUCUCUACCCCAACAGACAGCUCCCCAGAUAAUUUUCUUUGUAGAAGUAGCUAUAUAAAUAAGGUUGGAGACCCCCGUUUACAGCAUUUGCCUGAUGAAUUGUUUUGUGCAAUAACUAAAUGUGACCAACUUGCAAUAGUGACUCGAUUUAAGAAGAUGCCAAGUAAGCACUUUCCCUUGUGUAAGGGAGCCCCAAGACACUAAAUGGUUUUUAUGUUGAAGAUAUGAGCCAAGUUAAACAGUUAUCUUUUGUUAAAGGGACAGUAAAUCAUUUUUUAUCUGAAUGCCAAAUUCAAUGCAUUUAACAUAAUUCCAUACUGGAUAUCAUCCUGGUAAGAGUGGAUUCCUAAAUAUUGAUUACAUAAUUUAUUUUUUUGGGUAUGUGUGGUAAAGAAUGUUGAUUUAAUUCUCAUAACACUUUCACAGCAUUGAUCUACUGGUGGAAUGCUGAUGGUACGACUACCUGUUCUGAUCAAUUAAAAAUGUUUAAAAAGU